Stomoxys calcitrans (stable fly) is the source of this 2623-nucleotide messenger RNA. RefSeq names its product protein brown. Gene Ontology annotation, cellular component: plasma membrane. NCBI's taxonomy places the organism in Eukaryota, Metazoa, Arthropoda, Insecta, Diptera, Muscidae. The record is from RefSeq and is a predicted model, not a curated record. The coding region runs from base 602 to 2578 and encodes 658 amino acids. Gene Ontology annotation, molecular function: ABC-type transporter activity; ATP hydrolysis activity; ATP binding. The transcript is spliced from 8 exons.
UUUAGUUAGUGAGCAGCAUUCAAAGAAGACAGUUGUCCCAACGGAUAGUACACAGAAGCAGAGACAAACGAUAACUUCAAAGAAAAUCUAAUGCAUCUCUUGAUUUGCAACUAUUGUCGCAACUACAUUCCGUGAACUAGAUAAGACGUAGUGGUUAACUAAAAAUAAAACCAUACGAGAAGACAUAGCAAAACCCUAUUUCCACACGCUUACCUCCCACCUAAAACACACAAAUCAGUGAAGUUAUUUAAAAACACAACAAAAAAAUUAAGAUAAUUGUAUUCCGGUUACUUUUGUCAACUGUAUGCAACAUCCGCUGAACUAAGGAAGAUAAGAUAGUAUCUAAACAAAACUAAAAGUCCCCAAGAAAGCAGGAGCAUGGCAUUUCAUCUCAUUUGAAGAUCGUAAAUAACACAAUCGGUACUGUUGUCCCCUAACAAACAAAUUGUCCUUGUGGUGUUACUGAUUAUAAAAUCGAGCAUAAAUGUUACAUAAAAUAAGCGGUUUUUAGUUGUUUUCGCUUAACCUUCUUUUAAUCAUAAAUUGGCUUGCCCAAUUUGCAAACUUGCAAACUUUAAUUUGUCAUCAUAGCGUCAACAUCAUGGAUGAAGGAGGUUCUACCUUUGCCGCGGGCCUUUGUUUGGAGUGGAAAAAUUUGAACUAUUAUGUGCCGGAGCGAGAGGAAAACAAUUAUAGUUUUUGGCAAUGUUGUCGCACGCAGCGAGAAUUGCAGAUAUUGAAUAAUGUGAGUGGUCAUAUGAGAACCGGCGACUUGGUGGCCAUACUGGGUUGCAGUGGCGCUGGGAAAACCACACUACUGGCGGCAAUAUCACAACGCCUGCGGGGUAAUUUAACCGGGGAAGUGGUGGUGAAUGGCGUAGCAAUGGAUCGCUCAGAAAUGAUAAGAAUCUCCAGUUUUCUGCCACAAUUCGAUAUAAAUGUUCAAACCUUUACUGCCUACGAACAUCUGUACUUUAUGUCUCAUUUUAAAAUGCAUCGGAAAACCAGCAGGUCUGAAAAGCGUCAAAGAGUCGACGACCUUCUGUUAGCAGUGGGUCUAAGGAAUGUGGCCCACACUCGCAUUCAACAAAUGUCUGGUGGCGAACGCAAACGACUAAGUCUGGCUGAAGAGCUCAUCACUGAUCCUCCUUUCAUUUUCUGUGAUGAACCUACCACCGGUCUCGACAGCUAUAAUGCCUUUACUGUGAUCAAAACAUUGCGCCACCUUUGCACUCGUCAUAGAAUAUUGGAUAAAUCUCUGACAUCCUUGUAUGGUGAGGACUCAUUUUCCUCGCCCAGUGGUGAUUGUAGUCCAAGCAGUUCGAUAGAAAUGGAUAUUUUAGAAUCGGAUUUGCCCAGCCUUAAGGCUUUGAACAACAGUCCGAAUGGCCGUUUCAAGAAGGCAAUUAUAUGUUCAAUCCAUCAACCCACCUCUGAUAUAUUUCAACUGUUUACGCACAUUGUUCUCAUGGAUGCUGGCAAUCUAAUCUAUCAGGGUCGUACGGAAGAUGCAAUGGAGUUUUUUAACACAUUAGGACAUUCUAUGCCAAGCAAUUGUAAUCCUGCCGAUUUCUAUCUGAAAACCAUAUCUGAUAGUCAUACAGACAAAAAAGAUGGCGCCAUGAUUAAGGACAAAUAUAAUCUACAUACUAUGGGUCUUUACAACAAUAGCUGGUUACUGCCUAAGCCAUACAGUGGAGAGUAUUUGACCAGCAUGAAAAAGUUCAAAAAAAUUUGGUGGCCUUUCCAGGUGUAUUUUCUCCUAAUGAGAUUCGUUAUCGAGGACACUCGUAACUUGAGACAAGGUCUAAUAUCCACAGGUCUUUUUAUGAUUACUUCGGUUACUUUGGCCAUAAUGUAUUCCGGAGUGGCCGACAUGUCGCAGACUUCCAUACAAGAUAUCGGUGGUUCCAUGUUUAUGCUGAGCAGUGAAAUGAUCUUUACCUUUUCCUAUGGCGUUACGUAUGUCUUUCCGGGGGCUUUGCCCAUCUUGCGACGUGAGGUCGGCGAGGGCACCUACAGUUUAUCCGCCUACUUUGUGGCUGUCGUCUUGUCCUUUUUACCCAUGGCAUUUUUCAAAAGUUAUCUUUUCUUUUCGGUGGUCUAUGGUUCGAUAUUCUAUAAACGAGGCUUAAUGCUGUUUCUGACAAUGGGUUUGAGUUUAAGUUUGUCCGCUGUGGCUGCCACCGGUUAUGGUCUUUUCCUUUCCACUAUCUUUGAGACAGAAAAAAUGGCCACGGAAUGUGCGGCUCCUUUCGAUUUGUUAUUCCUUAUAUUCGGUGGAGCCUACUACAAUGUGGACUCGAUACCUUUUUUGAAAUAUUUUUCAUUGUUUUUCUAUUCCAAUGAGUCUUUGAUGUAUAGUUUUUGGAUUGAUGUUGAGAAUAUAGAUUGCCCCAAAAAUCAAGGUCAUCCAUGCAUUAAGAAUGGCCUGGAAGUUCUGAACCGAGGCUCAUUUCGUACAACUGAUGACACAUUUUGGCUGGAUUGCAUGGGUCUAGUAUUUGUCGGUAUGGUUUUCAAUAUAAUCGCAUAUUGUUUUGUCAAGAAAUAUAUACGGCGCUCCGGUUAUUAUUGAUUUUAAUGCAAUUUUGUAUAGUCUAUGCUUUUUUUCACCGCACCC